UCCGGUUUUUUUGUCCACAAUUUGCGAAGCGGCUUAGGGGAAGGAAAAAAAUUUGAUGGGGAUCGUCGAAGAAGCUCACAACGUGAAGGUUUUGGGGUCAGGCGAUCGAGUCAUAGUUUUGGCUCAUGGAUUUGGGACGGACCAGUCAGUUUGGAAGCACUUAGUUCCUCACCUGGUGGAGGAUUUCCGUGUGGUUUUGUAUGAUAACAUGGGAGCUGGAACAACCAACCCGGAAUACUUUGAUUUCAAUCGUUACUCUACUCUUGAAGGGUUUGCUUAUGAUUUGCUUGCUAUACUUGAAGAGCUCCAGGUUGAUUCUUGUAUUUUUGUUGGUCAUUCUCUUUCUGGCAUGGUUGGUACCAUCGCUUCCAUUUCGCGUCCUGAUCUCUUCUCCAAAAUCAUUAUGGUCUCUGCUUCCCCCAGGUAUCUGAAUGAUGUGGAUUACUAUGGAGGAUUUGAGCAGGAAGAGUUGGACCAACUCUUCGAAGCAAUGAGAGCUAACUACAAAGCCUGGUGUUCAGGGUUCGCACCGCUAGCCGUGGGAGGCGACAUGGAAUCUGUGGCGGUUCAAGAAUUCAGCCGUACCCUCUUCAACAUGAGACCUGACAUAGCCCUCAGCGUGGCUCAAACCAUAUUCCAUAGUGACAUGAGACAAAUCCUCAGCCUUGUCACCGUCCCUUGUCAUAUCCUCCAAAGUGUGAAAGACUUGGCUGUCCCCGUCGUCGUGUCCGAGUAUUUACACCAAAACCUUGGCGGCGAAUCCAUCGUUGAAGUCAUGACAUCCGAUGGUCAUCUCCCUCAGCUAAGCUCCCCGGAUAUCGUCAUCCCAGUGCUCCUUCGGCACAUUCGUUACGAUAUCACGUCACGAAAUUAAGUACUUCUACUACUACUAUUAAAGCAAAAUCAUGGUUAUUUGUUUUCAAUUCUAAUAAUCCGAACUGUUAAUCUUAAUUUAUUAAGAAGUUAAUAAUGAAUUAGCAAGCUGAUUUCAUGGCGACUCUAACGCAACCGGUGGGCUUUUUUCUUUUUCCAAGCAUUUAAGCUGAUUUCAUGGAAAAUGACGUGUAUAAUUUGUAAUUGUGUUGAUGUGUUCGAUUAAGCACCUAGAGAAAAAAAUUGCUUUGAUUCGACGUGUAAAAUGAGCAACCGGGUUCGGGCCGUCAAAAAACUUGAAAGUGUGCUUAAUUAUUUGUUCCAAUCCUCAAACAGUUUAAUUAAUUAUUAGAAAAUUGUAAAGUCGGCAUGAAACGGCGCUUUCAUUCGACGUAAAUGAAUUGGGCCAAAGGGUAGCAUUUCCC
Molecule: messenger RNA, 1298 nt
Organism: Durio zibethinus
Lineage: Eukaryota; Viridiplantae; Streptophyta; Magnoliopsida; Malvales; Malvaceae
Gene: KAI2
Product: alpha/beta-Hydrolases superfamily protein
Source: RefSeq, a predicted model, not a curated record